GCGCAGCGGGCUCAUCUUCGGCCGCGGCCAGCGCUACACUGGCCGCACAGCUGGAGGCGAUGCCCACCUUCCCCUCGCAGCCUUCGCAGCCGCCGGCUGCGCAGCCCGCCGCGGGUUCGGCUGCACGCACUGGCACGCGCGGCGCCCUCUCGGAGGAGAUGCACGCCGCGCUCUCCAGGGUGGUCAAAUCUCACAUGGACUCCACGGUCACGCAGAUGGAGCAGGCCAUGAUCAACCAGUACCUGGACGAGCACAUCCCCGAGUACGAGGCGGCGGAAAAGGUCGCCACUCUGGAGCUGCAGCCAGCCAAGUGCGUACUAGUUCCUUUGGGGCAGCGCUUCACAGAAGCUGUUGCCCUUCAGAUGCGCCAGCUUCUCCAAGACUUGGUCCCGGCGUGGGGCGCGUUCAAGGGCUCGAGCCCUGCGGCCGAGAGCGGACGCAGCCGGGAGACUCCCAGCUUUGGCACCGCCGCGGCUCGCAGGGUCCUCGUGCUGCGGCUUGUCGACCACACCGUCGGCCGACACGAUGACGUGUCUCGCAUCUACCAGAAGGAGCUGGAGAAGAGGAAGACCAGGCAGCGCGCCACGAUGGCGUACCAAGCAGGGGAGCAGGGGGACAUGCGCGACCUCACCCUGCUGAGCAGCGUCGAGAGAAGAGAGAGGGUGGAGCGCAUGCCGCUCCUCUGGGGGAGCGUCAUCUGGCUCGUCGUCGCGAUCUUAGCAAUGUUCUUGGGCUACUUCUUUGCCCCGCUCCAGAAGCAGCAGUACAGGUUCGUCGGGCUGCACCUCCUGGCCGUGGGCCCCAGGGCCGAGUGGAAGUGCUCGCUGAUGUGGUGCAGCCUGAGCUUCGACGAGGCCGACAGCAGUUGCCACCUGCUGCACAAAGCCUUCCUGUCCGAGCCGUGGGAGGACAAGCCCGGGCUUGGGCUCGAAGAUUUCGCCAUCAGCAUCGACUCCCUCUGCGAGGGCGACUCCCUGGACAUAGUGACCUACAAGAUGCCAGGCCUGUGCCACUCCGAGGCGAGCCUCUUCUUCAGCCAGGCGUGCAGAGUGUCCGGGUUCCUUUCCCCCUGCGGCAUGGUGGCCGCGGCCUCCGCGGUCUGCACCGUGUUCUUGGUCGCGGCCCUGGUCACGCACGCGGUUGUGCUGUGGUUCCUGGUGAACGACUAUCAGCUGCUCGUCCCACCCUCGAGAGUGGAGCCCCGCUGGAAGCUGCACACGAAGCUCAGGAGCGCUGCGAGACACUGCUCCAGGAUGUGCGGCAUCGCCGCGCUCGCGACCGGCCUGAUCUACUGCGCCAUGAUCCACUGGAUCGAAGCCGACGGUGGCUUCCUGACGUUCACCGCGCUGGGCUACGUGCUCACCGCCCCAGAGCAGCGGGCGAUCACUCCCGGGGCGGGCCUGUACGCGCUGGUAGGCAUCGCCGACGUGUUCAUCCUUGCCCUGAUCGGUAAGGAGAUAUUCAAGGCGCCGGUGACCCCCUCGGGCCUCACGGCGGAAGAGCACAGGCAGAUCGAGCAGAUCGAGAUGCAGGCGAACCAGCAGCCGUUGCAGCCGCAGCAGCCGAGAGCGCAGCCGCCGCAGGCGCCGCAGACGAGGCAGCAGCCGCUGCAGCUGCAGCACGUGCAGCCGCCGCCGCCGCCGCUGCAGGUGGUGCAGCCCUGGGCCGUUGUGCGGUCGGCAGGGUUCCCUGCCGCGCCGGCGCCCGCGCCGCCUGGCUUCGGCGCGGUGGCGGCACAGCUGCAGCAGCAGCCCUUUCAAAGGCAGCAGCCCUGGCCG
This is a messenger RNA of Prorocentrum cordatum, 1778 nucleotides long. Lineage: Eukaryota; Dinophyceae; Prorocentrales; Prorocentraceae. The record is from the annotation of a GenBank genome assembly.